Molecule: messenger RNA, 2369 nt
Organism: Misgurnus anguillicaudatus (oriental weatherfish)
Lineage: Eukaryota; Metazoa; Chordata; Actinopteri; Cypriniformes; Cobitidae
Gene: serpinh1a
Product: serpin peptidase inhibitor, clade H (heat shock protein 47), member 1a
Biological process (GO): collagen fibril organization; negative regulation of endopeptidase activity
Cellular component (GO): endoplasmic reticulum
Molecular function (GO): serine-type endopeptidase inhibitor activity
Source: RefSeq, a predicted model, not a curated record
AGGGGAGGUCUCAAACAAACCGAAUCUUUAUAAUACUCCAUUCCCGACUUCCAGAAGUUUCUUUUCCAUACUAUAAAGUCUGCAUGAAGGAUUUGUCGUCGGGGGAAGACAGUUCAGAGAGGUUGUGAAAGGUUUUGGAAGCUGUGAGAGGCUGUAAAAUACCAUGUUAGUCACAAGCGUGCUUCUCCUGUGCCUGCUGGCCACCAUAAACGCCAACAAAACCCUCAGCAGCCAUGCCACCGUCCUUGCAGACAACAGCGCCACGUUGGCCUUAAACCUGUACCACAACAUGGCAAAAGAAAAUAUGGAGAACAUCCUGAUUUCCCCCGUGGUGGUGGCCACAUCUCUGGGCCUGGUAGCUCUUGGAGGAAAAUCGGACACAGCUUCUCAGGUAAAGACCAUUCUUAAUGCUGCUAAUGUAAAAGAUGAGCAUCUGCACUCCGGACUAUCCGAGCUUCUCACUGAAGUCAGCAAUUCGACGGCGCGUAACGUCACCUGGAAAAUCGGCAAUCGUCUGUACGGGCCCAGCACGGUCAGUUUCGUCGAUGACUUUCUGAAGAGCAGCAAGAAGCAUUACAAAUGCGAACACUCCAAAAUAAACUUCCGCGACAAGCGCAGCGCGGUGAAGGCCAUCAACGAUUGGGCAUCGAAGUCCACGGACGGCAAGCUGCCCGAGGUGACCAAAGAUGUGGAGAAGACGGAUGGAGCCAUGAUCGUUAAUGCAAUGUUUUAUAAACCACACUGGGAUCAGCAGUUUCAUCAUAAAAUGGUGGAUAAUCGCGGUUUCAUGGUGCAUCGCUCUUACACUGUAUCUGUACCCAUGAUGCACCGCACAGGGAUUUAUGGAUUUUACGACGACGAAACCAACAGUCUUUCGGUUUUGGAGAUGCCGUUGGCCCACAAGAUGUCAUCUAUAGUGUUUAUCAUGCCAUAUCACGUAGACUCUUUGGAGGGGGUGGAGAAACUCCUCACACGAAAACAACUGGAGACGUGGACUGCAAAAAUGGAACAGAGGGCCGUCGCCGUGUCCCUUCCAAAGGUCAGCAUGGAGGUCAGCCACAACCUGCAGAAACAUCUGGCGGACCUGGGUCUGACUGAAGCUGUAGAUAAAGCCAAGGCUGAUUUGUCUAAGAUCUCAGGGAAGAAAGAUCUUUAUCUUUCCAACGUGUUUCACGCCUCCGCCAUGGAGUGGGACACUGAAGGAAAUCCACCUGAUAGCACCGUCUACGGUACCGACCAGCUCAAAAACCCAAAACUUUUUUACGCUGACCAUCCCUUCGUCUUCUUGGUGAAGGACAACAAGACAAACUCCAUUCUGUUCAUUGGCAGGCUGGUACGACCAAAGGGUGACAAAAUGAGAGAUGAAUUGUAAUUUAUAAGCAGGCUGUAAUUUAAAUGCGUGUGGAUGGGGUUACUGUGUGUGUAUUUGUGCACAAAUUUGUGGAUGUGUUAGCAUUUAAAAAGGAGAGGAGGGUGGAAGUUAGAUCUUUGGACCACAUGCAUGUCCGUUACGUUUACUUUCAAAUGUGACUUAAAGGGACAGUAAGUAGGGUUUUAAGUGUUUUAUUAAUUAAAAUCAAUGUCUUUAUUCAUAAAUAUGUCCUCGUUGGUGUCAAAUGACCUUUGCCAGUGAUCUGACUUUUCUUUGUAAGCUUAGAAUUUCUUCUCUUUACUUACAUUGAACGGGUAAGUCCAAGGAGGCUUCCAUGUCGUUCCGCCAUAUUGAUAAACUAUGAUAGCAGAGAGGGACAAAAAGCACUAGCCUACCAACGCGUUUUCAUUCAGAACACGUGAACUAGCUGAAACGGAAAAGGAGAUCAGUGAUUACAUAACGGCUACCGUAGUUGCAACACGCAUUUGGAAAAGCGAGGCGCUAGAGAGCACUAUUCGUUUGAAUGCAAAAUACAAUUUCACCACUAGAUGGGGGUAAAUCCUACUUAUUGUCCCUUUAAAGUGUAAUGUUUUAUGUCAGUCCAUGUCAUCAGGCUCACCUGAGGUUUGGGAUGUUUUCUGAGAAGGACAGCAUGCUUAUAUUAAGUAUGAUCUCCAAUAACUGUACUUUAAAGCUACACAAACAGCAUUCUGCUCAGGGGUUUCUCUUUCUCAAUGAGAUUUCAUAGCUUGUUGACCACCCAUGCCUAGUACACAUGGUUUCUACAAAUUGUGUCAUGAAACAUUCCUCUUAGAAGUGCACACUUGUGUUUGUACUGAAAACGUGUCUGCACUAGAGCCUUGCGUAUGAACGGGUCUGCAUAUGAGCUCACGUUUGCACUGCAUUCGGCUUCUCACUGAACACACUGUACAAAAACACGGUUGUCAAAAAUAUUGGUUUGUUUUUCAUUUUUUAAUAAAAUCAGCAUUUUUGAGAA